CCCCCCCACUGGGCGCCGCCCCCUGGCCGGCGGCGCCGCCGGAUUUGCCACAUCUGCAGCGCCGGGGCUCAGCUGCCUCCGGAGCCGAGCGCGCCGGGAGAUGGAGCCCUGCUGCCGCCCAGGCCGCCCCCCGGGACUCCCCAGCUGCCAGGGCCGCCGGCCCGGAGUCGCCGCGUAAACCGGACCCGCCGCCCACGCAGCCCCCGGGACCCGCCCGGCCUCAGCGGAGCGCGCCCGCCCCUCUCCCGCCGCCGCCAGCAGCCCGGUCUCUUCGUCGCCGCGGGAGCCGGGCCAUGGCGGGGCGAUGAACCAGCGGCCGCCCCUGCCCGGCGGCUUCGGGGAGCGGGGACUGGCCCAGCGCGGCGGCUCGAUCCCCGCCCGGCGGAGCGCGCUGCCGGGCUAGAGCCGGCCGGGCCCGGCGGCAUGUGGGGCUCCGGGGGCGCCGUGCUCCAGCUCCUCUCCCGGGCCGCCAAGUUCGCGGCUGCCCAGGGAGCCCGGCAGGACCUCGGCCGCUGGCUGGCCCGGGCUGGCGGAGCGGGGGAGGCGGCCGGCUGCGCCCAGGGCGACGCGGCUGGGCUCCUGCGCGGGCCGUAUCCGGGGCAGAACGGGCUGCAGCGCUCGGAGCUGCUGCUGUGCCAGCUGCCGGAGGCGGGCGGCGCGGGGCCCGGGCUGCCCGAGGCCAGGACGUGGCGCUGCUCCUGCUGCCUGCUGGGCACCUGCUGGUGCAAGAGCUGCCUGGCCGCGUGCGUCCUGGCCGCGCUGUGCUUCGCCGCGCUGGCCCUGGUGCGCCAGUACGUGCGGGACCUGCUGCUCUGGGCCGAGAGCCUGGACAGCGUGGCCGGGGUGCUGCUCUUCACCGUGGGCUUCAUCGUGGUCUCCUUCCCCUGCGGCUGGGGCUACAUCGUGCUGAACGUGGCCGCCGGCUACCUGUACGGCUUCGUGCUGGGCAUGGGGCUGAUGGUGCUCGGGGUCCUCAUCGGCACUUUCAUCGCCCACGUGGUCUGCCAGAAGCUGCUGGCCCGCUGGGUGCUAGCGAGGAUCCAGGGCAGCGAGAAGCUCAGCGCCGUUAUCCGCGUCGUGGAGGGAGGAAGCGGCCUCAAAGUGGUGGCCCUGGCUAGGCUCACCCCCAUCCCCUUCGGGCUCCAAAACGCGGUGUUCUCGAUUACAGAUCUAUCUUUACCCAACUAUCUGAUGGCUUCCUCAGUUGGACUGCUUCCUACUCAGCUCCUAAACUCCUACUUAGGCACCACUUUGCGAACCAUGGAAGAUGUCAUUGCAGAACAAAGUGUUAGUGGCUAUUUUAUAUUUACUUUACAGAUUGUUAUAAGCAUCGGUCUCAUGUUUUAUGUUGUUCACCGAGCUCAAGUGGAAUUGAACGCAGCUAUCGUAGCAUGUGAAAUGGAAAUGAAAACUUCGUUUGCUCCAGGCAGCCAACCAAGCAUCACUUCUUCAACAACAUUCUGCAACAAGAGGACAAUAACAUUUUCUGGGGGUGGGAUCAAUAUUGUGUGAUUUAAAGUAUUAAAAAAUAUAUGGUUUUGUAAAUGUAAGCUAUUACCUAGAAAUGGCUAUGGACAACUAUAACUAGUGUAAAAAAACAAAGCCAAACGGUUACAGGUUGUACUGUGACAUAGACCAACUCACCAGUUAUUAAAUUGCACAGGAGGGUUAUAUUUAGCAAGGAACAAUAGAUGUUUAACCAACUUCGAAACGUAGAUCAAGUCACUGCACCUUUUGUCCUUUAUUAUACCUAUCAUGAUCUGUAGCCUGCACUUUAGGUUUUGUUUUGUGUUUGCUCCUAGAAACUGAUAAAAAUGGCUCAGAGGUAAUUUUUCUGCUUAGCAUUAUUUAUAAGGUUGAAUAAUUAUAUACAGUAGAUCUUUAUUACUGAUAAAGAUGAAUGAGUAAAAAGUGUGCAAUUCAAUGUAGAAUACUCUUGAAUGUGCUUUGCUUUGUAAAUAUUUCCAGAAAUGAUGUAGUGUAUUACUUUGCUAAUUAUGGGACCAUUUGGCUUUCCCCCCAUUUUUUAUUUUAAAAGGAGAAUCCUAUAUAAAUUUUUGGUUGAAUGUAUUUUUGUAAAUCAUUGAAAUGUUGCAGAGCCACUUGUACUUAUUCACACAAGCUUAAAUCCUACAUCGUGGGACUGAAGUGCUCUUAAAUAACAUUUUAAGUUACACUGUGUAAUAUGCAAAAUAAAAGGGAAAUUAUAGAGGACAUAAUGGGUUAUGGUGAAUAUAGCACUAUCUGAGGGAGAACUCGUGAGUUAUCUGCUCUAGUGACUUUACCACGUGGAUUGUAACAAAAGGGCUGUUCUAUUGCAAUUCUAUUUAUAAAUUUUUUUAACCAAUUUA
Molecule: messenger RNA, 2351 nt
Organism: Dermochelys coriacea (leatherback sea turtle)
Lineage: Eukaryota; Metazoa; Chordata; Testudines; Dermochelyidae
Gene: TMEM64
Product: transmembrane protein 64
Exons: 3
Coding region: 424-1512 (362 amino acids)
Source: RefSeq, a predicted model, not a curated record